Molecule: messenger RNA, 1968 nt
Organism: Dictyostelium discoideum AX4
Lineage: Eukaryota; Evosea; Eumycetozoa; Dictyosteliales; Dictyosteliaceae
Gene: phg1c
Product: TM9 protein C
Exons: 5
Coding region: 1-1968 (655 amino acids)
Cellular component (GO): membrane
Source: RefSeq, a predicted model, not a curated record
AUGUUAAAUAUUAUAGUUGUACUAUUAUUAUUAUUUUUUUCUAAUAAUGUUAUAGAUUCACGUUAUAUAUCAUAUUCUAAACCAAAUUAUUAUAAAACAAAUGACAAGAUACCUGUAUAUAUGAAUAAUGUUAGGUCAGGACUAUCAAUAUUUGAUUAUUAUAAAUAUCCAUUCCCAAAACCAAGUACAAUAGAAUAUAAACAAUCAUUUAUGUCAAAGUUGGCAGGUGAUUUAAAUUCAACUUCACUAUAUGAUGAAGUAAGUUUACAUACAUCAGUAGAUUGUAUAGCAUUAGGUAAACCAAUCAAUUAUACAUUAGAUGAUGUUAAUCAAUUAAAAUAUUUAAUUGAUAAACAUUUUAGAAUAAAUUUUUUUAUUGAUGAUUUGCCAAUUGGUGAGUUAUUUAAAAAUAAUAGAUUAGUAGAAUAUAAUAAUAGUAAUUCAAAAUCAUCAGAAAUAACAUCACCACCAUCAUCACCAUCUUCAUCAUCAUCUUCAUCAUCAUCACCAUCAUCAUCAAUAGAAGAAGAAGAUGAUGAUGAUACAGAGAAUGAUCAUAUUUAUUUAGGUCAUCCAAUUGGAUUUAAAUAUAAUUCAAAAUAUUAUUUAUAUAAUCAUUUAAUUAUAAUUAUAAAUUCAACAUCAACUAAAAGUGAUAAAGGAUUCUAUACGAUAAAAUCGGUUAAUGUUGAACCAUAUUCAUGUGUUGAUUGUAAAAUUGAUUCUGGUAUUGGUGGUGUUGAAAUUAGUCCAGAAUUAUUUGAUGAUGAUAAAAUCAAGCAAUUAACAAUUCAAUAUACAUAUUCAAUUCGAAAUCAUGAAACCACCACUACCAAUAGUGGUAAAUCAUUUCAAAGUUGGUCAAUUUAUUAUGUAAAUCAAUUCAAACUAUCAAAUAUUGAUAUAAUAAUGAGUUUUAUAAUAGUAUUGGCAGUUUCAGCUUGUUUAGCAAUCAUUCUAUUGAAAAUCUUUAGAAAAACAAAUAGUAAAACCUAUACACAAUUAUCACCAGAUGAUGGUGGUUGGAAAUCAAUUUAUGCCGACGUAUUUAGAUCUCCAAAUAAUUUCAUGACAUUUAGUAUCAUCAUUGGUUUUGGUGUUCAAAUCGUUGCAUCACUCUUUAUUCUAAUGGUAUUCUCUGUGGCUGGUUUAACUUCAAUCGCUACACCUGGUGGUAUGGCAAUUGCUUCAAUUUUAAUUUUCUCUUUUACUGGUAUUUUUAAUGGUUAUUCUUCAAUGAGAACUUAUAUAAUGUUAGGUGGUACUAGAAAAUUAUAUAAUUCUGUAAUUACAACAACAUUAAUACCAUUUACAAUUUUAUUAUUAAUGUUUAUUGGAUAUUUUCAAGUUUGGUCAAAUAAAUUUACAUAUGGUGCAUCAAUAGGAACAGUAUUUUUCAUAUUGGCAAUGUGGUUAUUGGUUUGUGUACCAUGUUCAUUGUUAAGUUCAUAUUUCGUUAGAACAUGGCCACCAGCUGAAUAUCCAGUUAGAAUUAAUCCAAUUCCACGUUUUAUUCCAACUGCAAAAUGGUAUCAAAAUCAAUAUCUUCAUAUGAUUCUAGGUGGUAUAAUUCCAUUUGUUAUCAUUUUCACAGAUUUAUCAUUCUUUUUAUCAAGUUGGGUUUUAGGUGAACAUUAUUCUUAUUCAUUAAGUUUUGCUUUAACUUUUAUUUUAAUGAUAAUUUCAAUUGUUGAAACAAAUAUGAUUAUUGAAUAUUAUCAAUUAUCUUUAGAAAAUUAUAAUUGGUGGUGGAGAUCAUUACUUGGUCCAAUGGUAACAGGUUUAUAUACAUUUAUUUAUUUUAUUUAUUUUGGUAUUACAAGAAUUGAAACAGAAGGUGUUGGAUUUUAUUAUUUUAUGUUUAGUUUAGUAUUUUCAAUUUUGGUUUCAUUAUUUUGUUCAAGUAUUGGUUUUUUAGGUAAUCUUUGGUUUACAAAGAAAAUUUAUUCAACUUUACAUUUUGAUUAA